CAAAGGUCUUAUUCAAAUUGUUGUGUGACGCAGCUCUACUAUAAUGUCCCAGUGGAAACAAAUGAACAAAGAUGAGCUGGAGAGGCAGUAUUCACCCAGCCACUGGUCCCACAGGAUGGCCGCCGAUGACGUGAUUAAAGCCCAUGUGGCUGCUUUAAAAUCAGGUACAGAAAAGGCUCGGGCUGUCGCACUGACACUUCUUGAUGUCCCAUAUGGAGAGAGUGAGGAGGAAAAACUAGAUGUUUAUCUGCCUGACAUCUCCUCCCCAGAUGUGCCUCUGGUUAUCUAUUUCCAUGGUGGUUACUGGCAGUUCCUGAGCAAGGAGGAGUCAGGUUUCAUGGCUGUCCCGUUAGUCCAGAAAGGGGUUGUGGUGGUCGCCGUCGAUUACAGCAUCGCACCCAAAGGUAACAUGGACCUGAUGGUAUCGCAGGUACGCAGAAGUGUGGUGGCUGUUAUUCAGCAGUAUUCACAUAUCAGUGGGCUGUACCUGUGUGGCCAUUCUGCAGGUGCACACCUGGCUGCCAUGGUUCUCUCUACUGAUUGGUCAGAAUACGGCAUAAUACCUCAAAUUAAAGGAGCAUUCCUGGUUAGCGGCAUUUAUGACCUUCUGCCCAUUCUGUCCACCUAUGUGAACGAUCCACUGAAGAUGACAGAGGAGGUGGCAAUAAGGAACAGCCCCAGUAAGUUAGUGUACCAGCUAAAGGACUCUUCAUCAGCCUGUGACAUCGUUGUGGCAGUGGCACAGAACGAUUCUCCCGAAUUCAGAAAGCAAUCAGAAGAAUAUUUCAAAUCUUUGGAAGCUGCUGGAUUGAAAGUUACAUAUGAAGACGUCCCCAAAACAGAUCAUUUUAACAUCAUAGAGCAGCUUGUUGAUGAAAACUACCACCUUACACAGCUCCUGCUAAAGAUGAUGGGUAAAAGCUGAGAGGAGUAACAGAUCAUCUAAGGAUUUGCAGUUCUGCUUUCUCACAGCUGGUCUCACACCACAAAAUCAAUUGUUUGUUUUUAACCUUCUUGACAAAUCAAUGAUCAAUGACAAAUUGUUAACCUACCAAAGGAAUUAUUUUGGUACAAACACAUUAGUAUUAGUAUUUACACAUCAGUGUUAAAUCUGUUACACGGUCACGCCAAGGAACAAUGAUUACAUGAGUUUGAGUGUUGUGUAAAAUCUUCAGUUUGAUACAGCUUUAAUUAAUAUCACUGAAUUAACGCCAAUUAACAAUUUUAAUUGUUGCACUAGUUUUAUUUUGGUUAUUUGCACUGAGUGGGUUCUUGCACUUCACAUUUUAUUUAUUUCCACUGAUGUGCUUCUUCGGACUCUGCACAACUGCAUAAUAUAAUGUUAACACUUUCUGCAGAUAAUUUUAAAUUGCAACGUCUUACUUAAAUAUAAUUUAGAUCACAUAAAUAGGUGGAUAAAUCCUCACUAGAGCUUUUACUGAUUAGAGUUUAUUAUUCCCACCUAUUGAGAUUUGCACAAGCCUAAUCUCACUAAUACUUCUAAGAAAAGAUUUUCAUACAGGCUUAUCUGCCCAGUGUUGUCUUAACACUAGAAGUAGUUGAUCAGGCAAGAUACAUCCGGUUUUGGCUGUUUGCUUUUUUACUUUUACACUGAAGCUGGAUCAGGUUCAUAAAGCUUACAAGUAAAAAGAAGUUUAUAGCUACCAGGAUAUGGCUUACUGACGUUUAUUAGUAAUAGAAAAACAGAUUUUUUCUUCAUAUGUGAAUGUGCAAUCUAUAUGUCUUGUGUUUAAAAACUACCAAACAGUCUGAUUCCUGAUUCCUUUCCUAUUUUACAGCAAACCACAGCACUGAACUACCAUAUCGUUCCUCAUGUGUUGCCCAUCAAUGGACACAUUAUGUACCAAAACAAGGGUCCCUGUAUCCCUGCCCUUAUAUGUGAUACAGACGUCAGCCGUCAAAUGUAAACUAAUAAAUAGUUGUGUGGUGUUCAGCACAGAUCAAAAUGUUUUUGUUUUUAAGCUUUUCCUCAUAAUGACAUUUUGUAACAAAUUUUGCUAACCUAAUCAUAGCAUAAGCAUGUUGUAAUAUACAGAAUGUCCUGGAUUAGACACAUUUAUUUAACAAUGUUUAAGGUUGUUUCCGUUGCUUUACUUAAAGCUCCCAUGCUUCAUCACUGUAACUACAAUAACUGUAACUCUGAAUUACACAAUAAAUGUGGUAGCUUUCACUGUUAA
Trichomycterus rosablanca is the source of this 2198-nucleotide messenger RNA. RefSeq names its product arylformamidase (gene afmid). The coding region runs from base 44 to 925 and encodes 293 amino acids. NCBI's taxonomy places the organism in Eukaryota, Metazoa, Chordata, Actinopteri, Siluriformes, Trichomycteridae. Gene Ontology annotation, molecular function: lipase activity; arylformamidase activity. The record is from RefSeq and is a predicted model, not a curated record. The transcript is spliced from 11 exons.